Molecule: messenger RNA, 1814 nt
Organism: Musa acuminata AAA Group (dessert banana)
Lineage: Eukaryota; Viridiplantae; Streptophyta; Magnoliopsida; Zingiberales; Musaceae
Product: lysine histidine transporter 1
Exons: 8
Coding region: 264-1586 (440 amino acids)
Biological process (GO): amino acid transmembrane transport
Cellular component (GO): membrane
Molecular function (GO): amino acid transmembrane transporter activity
Source: RefSeq, a predicted model, not a curated record
UUAACGUGUUCUGACAGCUCUGCUUCUCUUCCUUAAGCGUUCUUUUGUUUCCUGUUGAGUUGCAUAUCAAAAGAACGGUUUUUAUGGAGAGGAUCUCCUCAUUAAUGGUGUUAAUAUUCUCUCUCUCCCUCUCUCUCUCUCUCUAUGUGGAUAUUUUAGGCUCUUGACAGCAGGCUACAUCUCUGUCUUCUUCUUCUUCUUCUUCUUCUUCUUCUUCUUAGAACUCACCACCAAUUUCCAAUUUGCCUGCCAGAGGUGAAGCCAUGAACAAUCAGAGCAGCAGCAACGACAACAAGAGUGACAAGGAUAAGGCCAUCGACGACUGGCUUCCCAUAACAUCAUCGAGGAAUGCCAAGUGGUGGUACUCCGCCUUCCACAAUGUCACUGCCAUGGUUGGAGCUGGUGUUCUUAGCUUACCCUACGCCAUGUCUCACCUCGGAUGGGGUCCGGGAAUCGUGGUGCUCGUCCUGUCAUGGAUCAUCACCCUGUACACGCUGUGGCAGAUGGUGGAGAUGCAUGAGAUGGUGCCCGGCAAGCGCUUCGAUCGGUACCACGAGCUCGGGCAGCACGCCUUCGGGGACAAGCUCGGGCUGUGGAUCGUGGUGCCGCAGCAGCUGGUGGUGGAGGUCGGCGUCAACAUCGUGUACAUGGUCACCGGCGGCAAGUCGCUCAAGAAGUUCCAUGACGUCGUCUGCCCUGACUGCAAAUCCAUCAAGCUCACCUACUUCAUCAUGAUCUUCGCCUCCGUCCACUUCGUCCUCUCCCAGCUCCCCAACUUCAACUCCAUCUCCGGCGUCUCCUUGGCCGCCGCCGUCAUGUCCCUCAGCUACUCCACCAUCGCCUGGGCGACUCCCCUGCACAAAGGGAAGCAAGAGCACGUGGACUACAGCAACCCGGCAUCGACCACCACCGGUGCCGUCUUCAACUUCUUCAACGCUUUGGGGGACGUCGCCUUCGCCUACGCGGGCCACAACGUCGUCCUGGAGAUCCAAGCCACCAUCCCGUCCACGCCCGAGGAGCCAUCGAAGAAGCCGAUGUGGAAGGGCGUCGUCGUCGCCUACAUCAUCGUCGCCAUCUGCUACUUCCCCGUCGCUCUGAUCGGCUACUGGGCUUUCGGCAACGCCGUCGACGACAACAUCCUCAUCACCCUGGAGAAGCCCCGUUGGUUGAUCGCCUUGGCCAACAUGUUCGUCGUCGUUCACGUCAUCGGCAGCUACCAGAUCUACGCGAUGCCCGUCUUUGAUAUGAUCGAGACGGUGCUCGUCAAGAAGCUUCAUUUCCCGCCGGGACUAACUCUUCGUUUGAUCGCGCGAUCAGUUUACGUUGCAUUAACGAUGUUUAUCGGUAUAACCUUCCCCUUCUUCGGCGGACUGCUUGGAUUCUUCGGAGGUUUUGCGUUCGCCCCAACCACAUACUUCCUUCCUUGCAUCAUGUGGCUCGCCAUCUACAAGCCCAGAAGGUUCAGCGCAUCUUGGAUCAUCAACUGGAUCUGUAUCGUCCUCGGAGUGCUGUUGAUGGUUCUGUCGCCAAUCGGCGGGCUAAGGUCGAUCAUUCUCCAAGCGAGCAGCUACCGUUUCUUUUCAUAGGCUACGCCGCAGGGGACGAAGCCAAAAGCGGAGGAACAAACAUGUUUGCUGUUCAAAGCACGGAAUUCUUUGGGCAAUGGUGUGGUCGUUUGAUAUAUUCGGAAACGUGUGGGGUGCGGAGUUUGAUCGCCGUACCAAAUUGCUGUUGUUUUCGUUCCUCUGUCGCUACUGAUACGUAUUUCCUGCGCUGCUUCAAAAUUAUGGAGUGAGAAUCGUACAUGGAUUUCA